UUCACUUAUUAGCGCCAUCCUCAAUUUCUAAAGGAUAAAACCGCACUGCGUUCCAACUUCUGAAGCAAAAUCUGCAAGGCUUUAGACUCGUGGGGGCGUGGGCUGUGGCGUCAAUGGCUGCCUUUAGCAUAGGUAUCGUUCCAACAAGUGUUGCUGCUUCUUCUACUGCAAGGCUGAACUACGCUCAUUCCAGAACCAGAAUUUCUUGUAUUGGAUGGGACCCCGAAGGCGUGCUCGGACCACCCCAAACCGGACACCUUGCUAGACUUGAGUUCAAGAGACGGCUUGAGAGAGAUGCAGAAGCGCGCGAAGCCUUCGAGCGUCAAGUCCGCGAAGAGAAGGAACGCCGUCAAGCUCUUCGUCAAUCUCGGGAUGUUCCGGAUACGCUCGAGGAGCUCGUUGAGUACUUUCUUGACACUGAAGCCCAGGACAUCGAAUUCGAGAUUGCGAGAAUGAGGCCUAGACUGAAUGAGGAAUUCUUUCAGCAUCUGAAAUUUGAGUUAGGACAACUCCGCUUCUCUGUUUCAAAAACCCAGGACAUGGAGGAUAGACUGAUUGAGCUGGAGGCUCUGCAGAAAGCCUUACAGGAAGGAACAGAAGCCUAUGAUAAGAUGCAGAGUGAACUUAUUACGGCCAGGGCUAGCCUAACCAAAAUCUUGUCAUCAAAAGAUGUGAAAGCAACUUUGCUAGAAAUGGUCGAGCGCAAUGAAAUCAAUAGAUCCUUGUUGGCUCUUCUUGAUGAAAACAUAGCAAAUGCACACAAGAGUAACCAGAAACAGGCUGCAGAAUUCAUGGAGAAGCUCCGGGGGGCUGUUGUCAAGUUCAUUACAGUGUAGCUUAGUAUGGUGUUAUAUUCGUUUUCUUCUUCACCAUGAUGAUUUCUUUUUAACUUUUGAGGCAAAUUAGGCAGCGAUCUUGCCAUGUAAAUUUCACCGUAGCAUGUCAUAACGCGCAACCAAAAAGGUUGAAAUUUGAAAUGAAAUUAUUUCUUUGUGGGAGGACACGAUAUACACUCGAUAAGUCGAUGGAGAUUGAUUUUACAAAUACUAAAUAUACUUCGCUGUUAAA
Messenger RNA from Neltuma alba, 1068 nucleotides. RefSeq lists its product as uncharacterized. Gene Ontology annotation, cellular component: chloroplast stroma. Bases 114 to 836 code for a protein of 240 amino acids. The record is from RefSeq and is a predicted model, not a curated record. The transcript has 8 exons. NCBI's taxonomy places the organism in Eukaryota, Viridiplantae, Streptophyta, Magnoliopsida, Fabales, Fabaceae.